AUGAAUGAAACUCAGCGUCGCGCACGGUACAACCUGAUCAUUAUUGUCAAGAGCUCACCGGCCAAUGACGCACGCCGGGGCCGGCUGCGCCGUCUCAUCAGCAAACAAACGCACAAACCCAACACCACCAUCGGCCUCCUCUUCAGUUUAGGUGUCCCGGUUGCCACUAGCAACCAGCCCGAAUUACUGGAUACCAUCAGCAAUGAGGCUGCCCGCUUCGACGAUAUCAUUUUGACCGACUUCACCGACACCUACUAUAACCUGACCUUCAAGACGCUGCUGAAUCUGCGAUUUGCUCACGUGGCCUGCGGCGGUGCCAGUCCCCUCUUCGCCUUCAUGGAUGACGACCAUGGCCUUAACUUGGCCGCUCUCCUCGAUUACUUCCACACCUUUGAAGGGAAACACCAGGGGCAGCUGCGGCACUCCGUCUUCGGCUUCGUAUACCAGCGGCCAAAGGUAAUACGGGAACCGGGACACAAGUGGGCUCUAACGCGUAGCGAGAUGCCCUUCUACAUGUAUCCAGCCUAUGCCGCUGGUCCCUGCUACGUUAUUGGCACUGAGGCUGUGGCGGCACUGUCCAUAGCGGCAGCCUUUACCAAACCGUUGACCAUGGAGGAUGCCUAUGUGGGUCUGAUUGCCGCGAAGCUGGGCAUCAAAAUGCACAACCUACCAGACGUGCAUCUUCAUGGACCUCGUCAAAAUAAAAAACUAAAGCGGGUGCCCCUAAUAGCAUCUUUAGAGUAUUUUGAGAAGCAUAUAUCCUAA
Molecule: messenger RNA, 765 nt
Organism: Dibothriocephalus latus
Lineage: Eukaryota; Metazoa; Platyhelminthes; Cestoda; Diphyllobothriidea; Diphyllobothriidae
Source: the annotation of a GenBank genome assembly